UUCGUUGGUGCCUCCCCGGCGCGUGGGGCGUAUGGCUGCCUUCGGUAUGGAGCUGCCGCUGCCUUCCCCCUCUGUGGGUGCUGAACCAAUGGCGCUGGGUUCCCCUACCUCUCCAAAGCCAGGUGCUGGUGCUCAAUUUUUGCCUGGAUUUUUGAUGGGUGAUUUACCAACUCCUGUGACACCACAACCUCGCUCCUUAAGUGGUCCUUCGGUUGGUGUAAUGGAAAUGAGAUCUCCAAUGCUUGCUGGUGGAUCUCCUCCACAGCCAGUAGUUCCAACGCACAAAGAUAAAGGUGGUGCUCCACCAGUUAGAAGUAUAUAUGAUGACGUAGCUAGCCCAGGUCUUGGAUCAACACCCCUGACUUCAAGAAGGCCAGCCAGUUUUUCUGUAACACAGAGUCCAGUUUCUGGAUGCAUGCCAGCAACCCCUGGAACAGGUGCAAGUAUAUUCAGUCCAGCAAGUCUUGCACAACCCAGGAAGACCACAAUGUCUCCAGCUCAGCUAGAUCCAUUCUAUACUCAAGGAGAUGCUCUAACAUCAGAUGAUCAUCUUGACGACACUUGGAUAACAGUAUUUGGGUUUCCUCAAGCAUCUGCUUCAUAUAUCCUCCUACAGUUUGCACAGUAUGGAAACAUAUUGAAGCAUGUGAUGUCUAACACAGGAAACUGGAUGCAUAUUCGCUAUCAGUCAAAGCUGCAGGCCAGAAAAGCCUUGAGCAAAGAUGGAAGAAUUUUUGGUGAAUCUAUCAUGAUUGGAGUGAAACCUUGCAUAGAUAAAAGUGUGAUGGAAAACAUAGAUAGAGGCUCUGCAUCAUCCCAAUCUUCAGUCUUCACACCGCCAAUGAAAACAUUAGGUACACCAAUGCAGCCUUCAAGUACUCCGAGAAUCUCCACUAUGAGACCUCUUGCUACAGCAUAUAAAGCUUCAACUAGUGACUACCAGGUGGUUUCGGACAGACAGACUCCAAGGAAAGAUGAAAGCAUUGUUUCCAAAGCUCUGGAAUACAUGUUUGGCUGGUAGUUAAGAGGAACUACAAUAAACUUGGCUAGAGCUAGUAGCAUCCUGCCAAUGCCUCUGGUUAGUUGUAUAACCAUAGUAGCAUUUCAGACAUCAGCUCUACCUUCUAAAAAGAAUUUGGCAGACAUGUUAUUUGCACUUUACCAGUGGCUGGAUUUACACUUGACUUUAAGAUGUUGAACUGUUGUAAUCAAUGUUCAGUAGUCUAUCUUCUGUAGUAAUUUCAUGAUUAAGUAACAAUUGAUUUGCAUAUGACACAUUAAUUUCGGUUUCAGGACAUGGUAACACUGUUUAUAGUUUCCCAGUAGUAUGAUUCCCUUCCUACUUCUGGAAAGAUAGUAUUCUUUGCUGCAGGAUAAAUAUAUACAUUAUUGUAUAAAGAGACUAGGAUAGGUUUUGUCAAUUUUAAACCAAAUAUUUCAAUUAGAAUUCUGUUACAUAAUCAGUGUUUAUAUAAAUUCUGGACAGGUUGAUUAUAAAUCUACAGCUGUCCAAAAUCUUUUUUAUCUUUCUUAAUAAAAGUUGUGAUGCAAUA
Messenger RNA from Elgaria multicarinata webbii, 1553 nucleotides. RefSeq names its product nucleoporin 35 (gene NUP35). The coding region runs from base 32 to 1021 and encodes 329 amino acids. Gene Ontology annotation, biological process: NLS-bearing protein import into nucleus; nuclear pore organization. Gene Ontology annotation, cellular component: nuclear pore central transport channel; nuclear pore nuclear basket; nuclear membrane. Lineage: Eukaryota; Metazoa; Chordata; Lepidosauria; Squamata; Anguidae. Gene Ontology annotation, molecular function: nucleic acid binding; phospholipid binding; structural constituent of nuclear pore. The record is from RefSeq and is a predicted model, not a curated record. The transcript has 9 exons.